AUGGGACAUACACAAGAGCAAUGUCAUAGGAGAGUCAACAAAGGGAGGAAGCAAUGGGUUCCUAAAGUGGUUCAAUCUACAACUACCUUAGCUCCCAUUUCUGUUCCUGCAGCCAAGGAGACAACCAUAGCUCCAGAAGUUGAUGUAGAGGGUUUUGUUCUUGCUACUGCUGGAUUCAGUAGACACAGGUGCAACCAGUUGAAACCUGUACAAACUGGAAACUCAUUCAUGGAAUUACAUACUUCUGAUGACAAUGAGGAAGAACUAGGGCUGAACAGAAGAGAUAAACAAGGGGAGGUGAGGAGGUUUAUUGCCUCUCAUCACAUUAAAAUGUUCAGCCUUCUAGAAACUAGGGUGAAAGCCCCUAGAAUGGGUGACAUGUACCUUAAUGUUUGCCCUAGUUGGUGUUUUUCUACCAAUCUCAGCUGCCAUCAAAAUGGUAGAAUAGUUAUUGCAUGGGACCCUGAUGCAUUUAUGGUUGAUAUUGUUCUGAUGCAUACUGAGUUCAUGCAUUGUUUUGUUACACCUAGAAGCACUGGUACUGGUUUUCAUUGCACAUUCAUAUAUGGUCUCCAUGACAGAACCACCAAAGAAUCUCUAUGGGAAUCUCUUAAAGCCAUUGCCGACAAGUGCAAAGAGGCUUGGAUCAUUAUGGGGGAUUUCAAUGCCCUCAUGGAUCUUGAGGACAGAAUUGGCUCCACUGUUAGAACAUCUAAAAUUCAGCCUAUGAGAAGCUGUAUGAACUACUGCCAGUUGACUGAAGUAAAAACAGUAGGAAGAUUUUAUACUUGGAACAAUAAGCAAGAUGGUGCAUAUAGAGUGUUUUCCAGAAUUGACAGGGUUCUGGCUAACACUAAGUGGGGAGAUCUGUAUUACUCUGCUGAAGCAGCUUACUUGCGUGAAGGUGAUUUUGACCAUUGCCCAAUGGUUCUCAACUGUUACCAAAAGUCUCCACAGAAAAGGCCAUUUAGGUUCUACAAUAUGUGGACCUCCUCUCCUAGGUUCCAUACCAUUGUGGAUACAAAUUGGGGAAAGUAUGUCUAUGGACGCCCUAUGUACAGAGUAUUACAGAAGUUGAAAGGGAUCAAUGUUGAUCUUAAGGAUCUAAACAGGGAGGGUUACAGUGAUGUUGAAACUGAACACUACAGGUGCCAUAAGUUAUUGAUUGAAACUCAAAACCACCUCCAUGCUAACCCUGGGAACCAUGACCUUGCUGCAGAAGAGAAAACCGUUGCUACUGAAUAUAGGAAAGCUAAGGAUAAUUACUUGUCCUACUUGAAACAAACUGCUAAGAUUCACUGGCUUCAGAAUGGAGAUGAAAACACCAAAUCUUUCCACCAAAGCAUUAGACAGAGGAGGAAACACAAUAGAAUCCAGUCAAUUCAUGACAACUCUGCUAAUUGGAUUCAAACUGAUAGUGGGGCGCAAGGUGCUUUUGUUCAGUUCUACAAGUCUCUUUUCUUUUCCAACAUUGAGAAUAGGACCCCUAUUCUAAGUUCCAUCAUGGAUAGAGGUCGUAGACUGACUGAUGAUCACAGGAGGAAAUUGGAAUGCUCUUUCACAGUUGAGGAUAUUAAGAGAGUUCUAGAUGAUAUUCCUAGCUUUAAAGCACCUGGGAUGGAUGGUUUUAACAACCAUUUCUUCAAAGAAGCUUGGGAUAUCAUCUCUCAAAACCAGGGUGCUUUUGUGGCUGGAAGGUCUAUUUUGCAUAAUGUUCUGGUUUGCCAGGAUAUUGUGAAAAUGUACAGGAACAGUCAGCAUGUUCCUUGUUGUCUGAUGAAACUAGAUUUGCAAAAAGCCUAUGAUACUGUUGAGUGGAGUUUCUUAGAAGAAGUCAUGACCAACUUGGGCUUUCCUGUUCAUUUCAUUAACUUAGUCAUGACCUGCCUUACCACCACUCAUUACUCAGUUUUGAUAAAUGGUGUUCCAACAGAGCUGAUUCAACCAACUAGAGGUUGGAUUCAACCAACUAGAGGGGAACAUCCACAUUUCAGAUUUCACUCUAGAUGCAAAUUGCUGUCCUUGAAUCACCUGUGCUUUGCUGAUGAUCUGCUUAUGUUCUGCAGAGGUGACCCAAAUGUUGUUUCUGUUAUGUUGGAGGGGUUUAAGAUUUUCUCUAGUACAACUGGCCUGGAAGUAAAUGCAGCCAAAUCCUCUAUCUACUGUUGUGGCAUCAGUCAGGAAAAUAGAGAAACAAUCAGUCAGGUUUAUGGGUUUAAGUUUGGCACUCUCCCCUUCAAAUAUCUGGGGGUUCCUAUUGUUAGGUUAUGA
This is a messenger RNA of Spinacia oleracea (spinach), 2271 nucleotides long. RefSeq lists its product as uncharacterized. The record is from RefSeq and is a predicted model, not a curated record. Lineage: Eukaryota; Viridiplantae; Streptophyta; Magnoliopsida; Caryophyllales; Amaranthaceae. The transcript has 4 exons. Bases 1 to 2271 code for a protein of 756 amino acids.